Messenger RNA from Microcebus murinus (gray mouse lemur), 1494 nucleotides. The record is from RefSeq and is a predicted model, not a curated record. Lineage: Eukaryota; Metazoa; Chordata; Mammalia; Primates; Cheirogaleidae.
CGUCGGGGCGGCUCGUCCUGCCCUGUCGGGAGCCCCACACCCUCUGUGACCUGCAGAGAGGACUCGGGCGCGAGUGCUCAGGUUGCGGGGAGCCCGAGGCACAGGUGCGCGGGGACGCACGCGGAGCGUUUGUGGCUCCUUCCUGGCUCUUCUCGUUCUCACCCGCGGGCGGUAACGUCCAGGGUCAGUUUGAGACAUCCAGGCAGGGAGGAACCGGUCCUCCUGUUGCCGUUGAACCGGAGUUCAGGUCUCAAGUUGGAGCCAAAGCAGGCAGAGCAGACAACCUUGGCCUGGGUACCAGAGUCUGUAAGAGAGCUCUUCAUGAGAAAAUGAAGGCUGGGAUGAUGCAUCAGCACUUAGAGAAGAAGGGACCUGCUGAGAAGGGAAUGAACGAGCAGAAGACUCAGCCCGGGGAAGCAGGAUUGUCCUCUGUGUCCCACAGUGGGAAAUAUCAUUCUUUGAUCCAGGAUCAGGCUCGAGAGUUGACCCAUCUACGGCAGAAGAUGAGGAUUGGGAAAGCAGUCUCUUCCCUUCUCAUCCAGCAUGUCAAAAACACAGUAAAAACCUUUGAGGAACUACUCAGCAGCAAUAGCAUUGACCACUACAUGGAGCAGCACUUCCGUGAGCAGCUGGCCAAAGGCAGCCAGCUGGCAGAGAGCCUUGCCAGCAAAUUCAGCACUGAUGACUAUACAAGUAAGAAGGAUCAAGCAGGACGGGCGCCCCUGACCCUCAGUAUCUUAAGGGAGAUACAUAAGAAGAGCAAAGUGAGGGAAUUCCUAGAGACCAAGCAGGAUGCCGGGUCCCAGAUUGGCUCCAGCAGCCAUGCCCAGUCUGCCGCCCACUGGGCCCGCAGCAGCACUUGCCCAUGGCUCGGUGAGCAGGAAGCGCAUCCUGCGGUGGAUGCCGUCAAUGUCAGCCACGCUGUUCCUGCUGACUCAGCUGCAUCGCCCAGCAGUCACCCAGGAGCCAGGCCUGCCCAGACCUUCUGUCCUCCACGUGACACCACCCAGCUGAGCAGAACACCAGAACAUGGCAGCAGUGGCCCGUGGGAAGAGAUGAGGCCUCAAAAAAUGAAUGCAUCUGGGAACCUAGCCUCCUUCUCCUCUUCGUAUUGGCCCAACUCCAAAUCCUCUGGGGCCGACCUGCUGGAAAAGAACCUUGCUGAGAUCCAGAACCUGCGCCAGCGCCUGGAGGAGUCCGUCUGCGUUAACGAUCGCCUGCGGGAGAGGCUGGAGCGUGUGCUCAGCAGCGCUGACCCCGGAAAAAGUACUGCUCAGUCAGCCCCAGAUGUCUCUCUCAAAGCCCCUCGUUCAUAUACUCAGAGUCACUCUUCUGACUUUUAUCAGGACAUUCUGUGACAGCUGGUGGGCCUAGAAGAAUGUUCUCCAGAACUUUCCCAGCCCUACCCAACAGCAUUCUUGGUUGCAAACUUGGAGGCAUCAGACAUUAUCUUUAAAUGAAUAGAUCAAAUUAAUAAAUUAUUAUUUAAAAUGA